CGACGAUGGACGUUCGAGCCUCAGCUUGUUAUUCCACCAAUUGAUAAAGCAGAUGUUGAGGAAAAUAUGCUAUCACAGAGUCAUGAACAUUGUAGCUCCACCGAAAGUCCUGUCGAAUCUUUUACCAGACGGCUUUAUCCUAAACGGAAAUCAAAAGAUCCUGUAUUGGAGGAGACUGUAGAGUAUUAUGAAACCUGUAAUGUCACAUAAUAAGCUUUGAGCAAAGAAAAAGCAAAAUUGGUGAAUGUAAUCUGAUGAUCUGAUAAGCUAGGGAAAGCAGAGUUGUGUACUUACCCAAACCUCCCGAGGAAAUGAAGCUGCCGUUUUAUUACCCAAAAGUGAAAGCGUAUAGUUUUGUCUACAGCACCAAAAUUAGUGAAGGAGGAGAAGCUUCAGAAAAUUAUACAAUAAGCCCUGAAACUGAAGAGGGUUAUUUAAAACUUGAAAUUAUUCCUUUGGAUCUGAAUGAACCUGCAACAAAAGAUAGUAAAAUGCAAUAUGCGUUGAAAAGUAUAUUUCAUAAACUUUUCAAAUGGUGUAUACAACAGAAAAUCGGCUAUAAGAAAAAAGCAAACCAUGAUGUUCUGGUUCCGAAAGAAACGUAUCAAUACAUGUAUCAAUACAUGAAAGCGAAAUAUGGUGCAAAACUAAUAGCAGAUUGGACUGAAAAGACUGAUCCCAAGAAAUUUGUUUACGAAGAUCUAGCCAUAGCUACUUAUUUGAUCUGUUUAUGGAAAGAAGAAGAAAUUAAAACACAAAGAAAGCAAUCAUUUGUCGAUCUCGGAUGUGGCAAUGGACUUUUAACAUAUUUAUUAGUUAAUGAAGGUUAUAAUGGAUAUGGUAUAGAUUUAGCAGACCGUAAAAUAUGGUCUAAGCUCUGCGGAGGCCAUAAGGGAAUGCUGCGAGUUGAUACAUUAUACCCAUCCAAAGCAACAUUUCCUAACACUGAGUGGCUAAUUGGAAAUCAUGCAGACGAAUUGGUGCCUUGGAUUCCAAUAAUUGCUUCAAAAUCAGGAGAAAGUUGCAAGUUUCUGGUGAUCCCUUGCUGUUUCUACGCCUUAGAUGGGACACGUUCUUUGUCUCUUCCCCUAUCGGAGUCAAUUGGUAAAUAUCGAGCCUAUACCAAUUACGUAAAAGAUAUAGCACAUAAAGUAGGCUAUAUCUGUGAAGAAGAUUAUUUGCGCAUUCCAAGUACAAAAAACAUUGCUCUGAUAGGACGUGUAAAGCAAAGCAAUCUUCAGCAUACUCCAGUUGAAAAUGACUUCUCUAAAGCUUUGCAGGUUGCAAGCCAAACAUUCGUGCCUCGUAAAACCGACCGACAAAAAGAAGAAGAAAGGCAGGAGACCUCAAAAAAACCAAAAUUAGAAAAUCGUUCACUUAAUUAAUAAAGGAUACAGUUUCUAUUCAA
This is a messenger RNA of Mycotypha africana, 1408 nucleotides long. RefSeq lists its product as uncharacterized. The record is from RefSeq and is a predicted model, not a curated record. NCBI's taxonomy places the organism in Eukaryota, Fungi, Mucoromycota, Mucoromycetes, Mucorales, Mycotyphaceae. The coding region runs from base 312 to 1385 and encodes 357 amino acids. Gene Ontology annotation, molecular function: tRNA (uridine) methyltransferase activity. Gene Ontology annotation, biological process: tRNA methylation. The transcript is spliced from 9 exons.